Caenorhabditis angaria is the source of this 1715-nucleotide messenger RNA. The record is from the annotation of a GenBank genome assembly. NCBI's taxonomy places the organism in Eukaryota, Metazoa, Nematoda, Chromadorea, Rhabditida, Rhabditidae.
AUGGAGAUCGAAGUUCCUGGUGGAUCUUUGAAUCCAGGUUCGGGAGAAUCUGGAGUUGGCGAAAGUGGAAGUGAAAAAAGUUUUAGUGUACUUCAAGUUGAUUUGGCUGAUGAAGAAUCAGAAAGGGAAAAUGAAAAAUAUUUGGAUGAGGAAAAAGAAGAGGAAACCGCUGAACAUUUAUUGGAAAGAUUGAUGCAGUUACCUUAUCAAGUUUUCAUUUUGUCCGAAUCUGGGAGGCCUAUUUUUGUGAAGUGAGUAAAAUUUUUGGGGGAUUUUUUGAUAACUCACUUUGUUUUUUAAAUUUUGACAGAAACUCACAAUAAGAACAAUUCAAGGUUUCACAUUUUAAAAUACUCUUUUCUCCAAAUUUUGACAGAAAAGUUGAAUUUCUAUUCAAUUUCUGGUCAAAUUUUUGGAAUGCAUCAUUUACUUUUAAAGUUUUUUUUCCUAAGAUUUGUUUCAACAAAUUUAUCACUAAUAUUAACACGAAUUUUAAAACUUCCAUUAUCCCCCAUUGAAAAUUUCCAAUUCGAUGUUUUUCACUAAAAAAUGUAUCCCAGAUCUAGUUUAUUUUGUGAAGAGUCCUUCACAAAUAAUUUCAUCAAAAAUUUAAGUGUUUUCUCAGAUUAUAAAUAUGUUUCCCACAAAUUUUUGUCAAAAAAUUUCAGCUCUGGAAACGAGGAACAAUUAUGCUCACUUUUCGCUGUAAUCGGAAUAUUUGUUGAGAGGAUACGAUUAUGGGGUGAUAAUUUGAUAACUAUUUCGUCGAAUAAUAAGCAUAUACAAUUUCUACACAAAUCACCGCUUAUUUUUUGUAUUGGUAGGUUUAUUAUUGGGGAAAAAUGUGAAAUUGAAUUUCACUCAAAAACUCUUACAAUUUUCAGUUUCAAAAUACCCCGAAAAAUUGGACGAACAAUUAGAUGUUUUAUUCGAACAAAUUCUCUCGAUUCUAUCAAAAUCGCAGCUCGAAAAUGUAUAUAAGAAAAAAGGAGACAAUUAUGAUCUUCGAAAAUUACUUCGAGGCACCGAUCGACUCAUCGAAUCAAGUGUUUCAUCGUGGCGUGGAUCUCCAAUAUCUUUUGUUGAUUCAUCGAUUUCAGUAAUUCCAAUGAAUCCAUCGGAUCGAGAAUUUCUAGCGAAUACAAUGGCUGGAAGUUUGGGAGCUGCGAAAUUGGAAGGUGCUCUUUUUGGAAUUAUGAUUGCACAUCGACAAAUUGCUUCUUAUGUGAGAUUCAAGAAAUAUAUAAUGCAUCCGAGGGAUAUGAAUAUUGUCAUUAAUUUGGUAUCCGAUAAAUCUCUUCAACUUUCUGAUGCCUCGACUUGGACACCUAUUUGUUUACCGAAAUUUAAUGACACGUAAGGUUUUUGAACUUAGCGCUUUAGGUAGUUUUCUCGGAGCAUCGUUUCAAAUUUUCCACAUUUUCAGCGGCUUCUUCUAUGCCUAUAUUUCGUAUCCUUGGCAAUCUCAAAAUAUUCCCGCAUGUCUCGUUCUUCUUUCUGUGAAACGAGAUCAUUUUGAUGGAUUGAAUGAGGUCAAAAAAUCGAUAGUGGAAAAACUCGAAGGAAAUUCCAAAUUUUUUCAAAAUUUUUCGGCUGCUGUGAUUUGUCCCAAUUUGUUCAAUAUAUCUCAAAUUGGAAAUUUCAAUGAAUCGCUGUGGUCAUUUAUUUAUUUGAAUCAUUCGUCGAAACAAGUUUGUAUAUCGGCAUCGAAGUAG